This is a messenger RNA of Lates calcarifer (barramundi perch), 5374 nucleotides long. Its product is annotated as anoctamin-9. NCBI's taxonomy places the organism in Eukaryota, Metazoa, Chordata, Actinopteri, Centropomidae. Gene Ontology annotation, molecular function: protein dimerization activity; chloride channel activity. The coding region runs from base 226 to 2562 and encodes 778 amino acids. Gene Ontology annotation, cellular component: plasma membrane. Gene Ontology annotation, biological process: chloride transmembrane transport. The transcript has 24 exons. The record is from RefSeq and is a predicted model, not a curated record.
CACCCUCAAAUACAGGGCCGCGCUCACCUGUAAACGUGCGGAAGUGAGGAGAUGAGUCCGGUGCUGAAGAGAUAAAUGUUUCAGAUUUGCUUAUGGAAAUUGGCAGUUAUUACAGUAAAGUUAUGAUGGAGCUCUAACAGCUGUAUGAAGGAACCUGUAUCUCCGCGCUGGAUGUAGUUUUCUCCGCUGACACAAUUUCAAAUCAACCGUGGAACAACCUCCGACAUGUUUUUCAAGACCCUCGAGGAAGGCACUGAGCUGUGGGACAGACAGAAAGAUGACACUGAGCCUUUACUUCCAACAACGGCCACCCGCAAGACAUUUGAUUAUGUACUGGUGGCACACAAGGUGGACAAUGACAACAACCUGAAGGCUCAGAGACAGAAAGCCUUCAUCCAGGAGCUGGAGAAGAAGAACAUCACAGUCACUAAGAUUGUUCAUGAUGACAAAGUGUUCUUCGGCCUGCGUGCUCCCACUCAGAUAUUUCAAGACUAUCAGUAUCUGCUCAAGGUGUCCGACUCCUGCAACUGGUGUGGAGAUGUGAAGGGAGCCGUCACCCAGGCCACUAGGAUUCGAAUCGUCCAUUUCAUCCUUCAUCAGACCUUCCUAAACACAGGAGAGAACCUGGAAGAACUUCUGAUGAAAGAUGUUUUUGAAACCAUAUUCUGCCUCCAUGAGAGAAAGCAGCAGAAACGGCUGCAGCAGAAGUGGGCUCGAUGGUCGGCUCUGUUUACAGGACAACCAGUCAACGAAGUCAAAUCUUACUUUGGAGAGAAGGUGGCUCUGUACUACCUGUGGCUGGGCUGGUAUACCAAGCUGCUGGUUCCAGCUGCUGCUCUGGGUGUUGUAGUGUUCCUGUAUGGACUGGCCUUUUUCAACACUAACCCUCUCAUUAAGGAAGUGUGUAACUCCAGCAUCAUAAUGUGUCCUCGCUGUGAUAAAAGGUGUGACGUGUGGCAGCUGUCAGACACUUGUGCCUACGCUAAGGUUAGCCAUCUGUUCGACAACGAGGGUACUGUGGCUUUUGCUAUGUUCAUGGCAAUCUGGGCUACUCUGUUCCUGGAGCUGUGGAAGAGACACAGAGCCACAUAUGUUUCUCGCUGGAAGGUCUACGACUGGUGUGAAGAAGAGGAGGAACUGAUUCUGGAAAUAGUCAAUGAUCCGAACUGUACACCUAAACACUUCACACACUCUUACCUGCACAGUACUCUGGUCCUCAUCCUGGUAACCCUCAUGCUGAUGCUGAUCAUCGGGCUCGCUCAAGCUCUGGUGGUGUUUCGGGUGGUGGCUGCUCCCUUGUUGUCUGAGUGCAACUGCGGGUUUAUCAGUGACCACGCCAACACUGUGGCGAUGAUGCUGGGAGCUGUGCUGCACUAUGUCACCAUUCAAAUCAUGACUCGGGUAAACCGAUGGGUUUCCCUCAAGCUGUGUGAAAUAGAAAACCCAAACUCAUUUGCUGCCGCAGAGAGGAGUUUCACAGUCAAGAUGUUCACCUUCCAGUUCUUCACUCUCUUCUCUUCACUCUUCUAUGUGGCCUUCUUCCUUGGCAGGAUAAAUGGCCAUCCAGGAAAUUAUGUGCGUAUAGCUCGGUGGAGACUGGAGGAGUGCCAUCCUAGUGGAUGUUUGACGGACCUUUUCAUUCAGAUGGCUGUGAUCAUGCUGCUCAAACAGACGCUCAACAACAUCUUUGAGUUCACAGUGCCCUGGUUGAAGAGCUGUCUGAGCAGAAAAUCUGCAAAGAAGCUGGAGAGGAAGUGCGGUCACUGUUACAGGAAGACCUGCCGUGACGAACAGGGGCAUGUCGAACCGUGUGAAAUCUGCAAACUUAGGGACUGGCUGCGUAACUACCAUUUGGCUGACACAGAUGCCUUCAGCCUGUUCAAUGAGUUCCUGGAAAUGGUGAUCCAGUUCAGUUUCACCACCAUAUUUGUGGCAGCGUUCCCCCUCGCCCCCCUGCUGGCUCUGAUCAACAACAUCUUUGAGAUCCGCCUAGACGCAAUCAAGAUGGUCCGCUUAGAGCGUCGGCUGGUUCCCAGGAAGACCAAUGACAUCGGUGUGUGGACAAAGGUGCUGGAAGUCAUCGGGGUGAUGGCGGUGAUCGCCAACGGUCUGGUCAUCGGGGUGUCAUCAGACUUCAUUCCACGCCUCGUCUAUCGUUACCGUUAUGGCCCAUGCGCUAAUGGAAACACUCAGACACACUGCAUGGAGGGCUACAUUAAUGACACUCUGUCCAUGGCUUUUAUUAGUCACCAAGCAGUUCGAAAUGACUUUACUAGUUCUCAGAUGGUCACAGAGAAUGGUGUCAAUGUUACACAGUGCAGCUAUAGAGACUACAGGAGUAAUGAGGACUACAGUCUGACCUCUCAGUUCUGGUUGGUCCUGGCUGUGCGUUUUGCCUUCGUCAUCCUGUUUGAGCACGUUGUCGUGGUGUGUAAGUUUAUAGCUGCCUGGUUCGUCCCCAACAAUCCCAUUCGUGUGAAGAACCAUCGUCUGCAUGACAAAAUGUCUCGGCUGAAGGAAGAGUUGUGUGAAAUGAAAUGCAGCAGGACAACAGACGUCUGAACCCUCUGUCCUCAGAUCUGCUCCCACCGACGAGUCCUGACUGGUUAAAGUGUGACAUACACAGAUGGAUUAUUGUUUAUAUAAUUUACAUUUGUCAUUGGACCAGGAGGACAGACUCCACUGUAAUGUUGUGUAAAGGUUUAUGUGUUACGAUUUUAUCAGAUUUUUAAUUUUCCCCUGUUGACAUGUUUAUCACCCAACUAUCACACUAUCACACACAACAGUUGACAGUCAUGUGAUGUUUUUAUAUUAAAAUGUAAGACAAUUCAUUUUCAUCAUUUAAUGUUGAAAAUGAAUUGAAAAAUGAUCAGCUGAUCUGGUUAAGAAGUUUGACCAGGAGAAUAUCAUUACUGAUGUCAUAUAGCAUGUUCAGUCAGACAGACACACUGGUUGUCUUGCAGUCUUGAGUGUACAGUGUGCAGUGACAUUAUGGCAUGUCAUGUGUAGAUGGGUAAGAAAAGUACCAGCACACAGUUCCCUAAUUACACACACUCAUAAAGCUGUAUUUAUGACUGCCAGUAAUCAGCAUACAUGCAGAAGUUAAAGAUGAAUAAUGAUAUUAAGUCUAACGCUCACAUUUGUCAUUGACCAUACACUAAGCUAUUAUAACAGACACUCCACAGAUGAUUAUUAAUAUUAACAAUUUAUUCUUCAUCGUCUGACACUGUCAAAUAUUGAAUAUAGCAUUUCAUCAAAGUUUUUGAUAAAUACUUUCUUAAAAAGUUAAAUCAGACCAUCAAAAUAAAAUCAUUUUAUGUCUCUUUUAUAUCAGUAGGUUUACAUGCUUCAAGAUAAUUUAUUAACUCUGAGGUCCCAUGUGUUAUGUGUGUGUAAGUGUGUAACUAUACCACUGUAUGGGUGAUUUAAUUAAUUUGUCCCAACCAAUCAUCUAAGCUGUGCUGAGCCAUGUACUUGUAUUUGUGGGAGCCACAGGAUGGUGUUAUUAUGUGAUAAUAAUAACUGGUGAUAAUGAUGACUUGAUAAACUUCUCUCUAUGGCCUCAACUGACGCUAUGAUACUGUCACAGUCACUUGAAAAGCAUCACACAAGUAAAGACUAGUGCAAAUAAUGCAAGUGUUGAUGUUUUGAUGGAUCCAAUAGUGCAGCAUGGUAACCAUGGCGACCCAGGCAGUAAAUACAGGAGCUGGUGAUGAUGAAGCCUGAGUGUAUCGCAGAGGUGUGAGAGGUUAAACUCUGGGUGAGGGGGAUUAGCAGAACUUUUGUGUGUUUAUAAAUCUUGUUCUUAUAUGAAUUAAUGAAUUAUGACUAUGACACUAUGAUUAAUAAAGUAUAAUUUAAGCUAAUUCAAAUGGGCCUACAAGAUACCACACAUUCAUACAAGCCAGGACAGAGAGCUGCUGAUACUUUUCCAAACAACAAAGUCAGUCAUCACCAUCAUAUACAGAAAUCACUGAUAAAAACAUAUACAGCAUCAGAGAAAGCUGAAUCAUUAUAAAGUAGACUUGUAAGCGAGUUUAAUGGGUCCAAGCCUGACCAAAGUCAAACCUGGAGUUUCACCCACUCAUGGCAGCAGAGAGUGAAGAGAGUAGCCAGUGGUUUCAUAAUAAUCAUAUGCUUGGCCACAUUGAGCCGCUGACAAGACUACACUGAGAGGAUGUAAUCCAGCCUCGGACCUGUGUCUGCACCUUUACAUAGCGUGUGAACACUGCCUGGUGGACCACAAGGUCUGCUCUGUUUGUCAGGAUUUAGGUCACUUUUCUAACUAGUUGAGUGCAGCUGAUGUAAACCUGAGGUGACAUUCUGAAUAUGAAAAUCCUUUUUAUUUUAUUUUUGUUUGAUAUUUUGACAUAAAGAAUGUUUAUUGUAAGGUAAAUACAUAUACACAUUGUUUACUAGAUGACAGUAUUUUAGUUGGAGGUUCUGUCCAGAGAGAUGUCAUCACUGUGGCCUUUUGUGACUUUGUGACUUCACAUAUAAAAUAAUUAUCUUCAUUGUCAUUAUAUUCAGGUACAGUGAACUUUACAUGGCAUCUGCCAAAGGUGGGUUAAAUAAAACAAACAAAAAGCAGAAUGGGAAAGCAGCAAUAAUAGCAGCGUAAUGUUUUAAAAAGUAACACUUGUGCAAGUACAACUUUCAAAUAAAAGACACCAAAAGGUUGCAUGUUAUAUAUAUAUAUAUAUAUAUAUAUAUAUAUAUAUACACACUACUCACAUUAAGUUAGGGAUAUUGUUAUUUACAUGAGUGCCCCAAUAUGUAAGGCACACUGUACACAGUGAGACCAUUAUGUGGAAAACACAAAAUGAAGUGUGUCUAUCACCCCAAUACAAUUGCCUCCCUAUCCCAAAAAUCUCUGAAGAGUAUGUAUGACAUCCACUGAGUCUCUCACAAUAUCCCUAACUUAUUGUGAGUAAUGUAUUUUUAAAAGAUGCUGAAUCGUGUUUAUGAAUUGUAUCUGUGUGUGUGUGCCAGUGUUAGAAGGGUUACAAACAGAUUACAGAAUACAUGUCCUAAAAUGCUACUUGUUACAUAUUCUCAAUAUGACUAUUCUAAAUACUUUAGAUUACUUUAACUUUGUCUGACAUUUUACCAUAUGUUUUCUUCUACUGUAUCAACGGGCUGAACGCAUUUGAGUCACCCUGAUUGUGUACUGAGACUGACACUUGCUGUAGAGGUGCAAAGGCUAUGAGAGUAUGUAAACACAAAGGCCAUUUGAUGUUUUGUUUGGUGAAAACUAUUAUUUGCUCCGAUGUUAAAAGUUUAUCUUUAAAAUUGGCACCAGGGAAAGAAGACCUUGUUUUUUUUUCACUUUUUCUUGUUUUAACAUUAAAACAUAAGUCACAUGUUAACAUUA